AAAAAAAUCCCAGUAACGUUUCGCGUUGUGGUCAGGACUUUUAGAAGGAUGGAAAGCAGGGGCAUUGGUGCUGGCCGGUGUGGUUGUGCGCCCCGGGGUGGAGCUGCUUGCUGUCCCGCGUGCUCGUGGUGCUGAAAUGUGCGCGAUGUCCGCACGGCAAAGACUCCCGGGCUGCCGCUCGCUGCACAUCAACGAGGAUAACGGACGCUUCGUGCUGCUGGCGCUGCUCAUCCUCGCAUACCUUCUGUGCGGCGCCGCGGUCUUCUCAGCCAUCGAGCGGCCGUCGGAGGUGCUAGCUCGAGCGCGCUGGAAUCGGACACUGCACAACUUCAGCGACGCUUUCAACAUCAGCGUGCACGACCUCAGCUCCUUCCUGCGCGAGUACGAAAUCGCGUCGGCCGCCGGAAUCCGUGCCGAUGCCCUCCGACCGCGAUGGGAUUUUACGGGGGCAUUUUACUUUGUGGCAACGGUUGUGUCAACUAUUGGCUUUGGGAUGACAACCCCAGUGACGGUAGCUGGCAAAGUGUUUCUGAUCUUCUAUGGUCUCCUUGGGUGCGCGGCCACUAUUCUGUUCUUUAACCUUUUCCUAGAACGUAUUAUCACCGUCUUAGCUGUGGUGAUGAAAGCUUUUAGGCUACGUCGCUUGCGCACUAGUGGCCUUCUCCCACCAGGAAUCUGCCAGGACUUUGCAGCCAGCACUCUUCCAGGUUGGAAGCCCUCUGUCUACCAUGUUAUGCUGAUCCUGGGCCUGUCAGCUAUCAUAAUCUCCUGCUGUGCCUCAGCCAUGUACACACCCAUAGAAGGCUGGGCCUACCUCGACUCCCUCUACUUCUGCUUUGUCACCUUCAGCACUAUUGGUUUUGGAGACCUGGUGAGCAGCCAGAGCAAAGCCUACAGCUACCAGGGCCUUUACCGGUUGGCUAACUUCCUUUUAAUCCUGACUGGCGUCUGCUGCAUCUACUCACUCUUCAAUGUGAUUUCCAUUGUAAUCAAGCAGGUGCUCAACUGGAUGCUGAGCAAGAUGAGUUGCCUAUGCUGCCAGCGCUGCAGCAAGGCUAGUGCUUUCUUGGGGCGCCGCAAUGCCAUCCGCCCUGGCCCACGCCUCAAACAGGGUCAUUUUGGGCAGCCAUAUGACUCCGAGGGACCUUGCGAUAAUGACCGGGAGGGAAGAAGGCUCUCUGGUGAGAUGAUCUCCAUGCGGGAUUUGGCUUGCUCAAACAAGAUAUCACUGGCCAUCAUGCAGAAACAGCUCUCAGAAUCUGCAAAUGGGUACCCCAGGACAGUUUGUGGAAGCUCACGACACAAUGGCUUCUCGGGUGGAGUUGGAGCUUUGGGCAUCAUGAACAACAGACUGGCAGAGACAAGUGACUCUAGGUAAAAGUAUCUUAUGGAUCAAGAGUAAUACUGUAGUUUACAGGAAAGCUUUUCUAAGUACAGGAGCCCUAAUGUUACGAUGGAUUUUGCUUUGACUACAGCCUGACUUUGCCUUGCGCACAAGUUGCAGUGAAACAGCAUGAUUUGCAUGAUGCAUUUUAUCUAUUCAUUUGAGCCAGGAUUAAUAUGAUACCCCAAUGAUUGGGAAAUUAGACUACAACUCGAAAGGUAAUUGAAUUGAAUUCAGUGGAAUAAGACACCCAAUGUGACUUAAUAAAGUGCAAAAAGUGCAUAAUUUUCUUUGUAAGCCUUUUUAGGGGUACACAGUUAAUCUAAUAGUGGGAGAGUUUGUAGUUAAGUGCAUACGGGAUUCUCUAGCUUUAACCUAUUUAAAAUAUUUGGACUGCAUAGUAUGGCACAGCUAUAGAAACAAUACCGGAAUCUAAAAAAAAUAUUUGGAAUUCUAAACUUCAAACAUUGCCUGUGAUUGAUAUAGAUCUUCUCUGUUAUACAGAAUCAACUCUCUGAACUGUAGUUUAAAUUUACAUCAUUCUCAACCAUCAAACAUAUUGCACAUGCCUAUAUUUCAGCUAUGCAUCUCUUUCUUAUAAGAUUAUUGCUUGAAAUCAUUGCAAGUAAUCUUCAUUUUAAAAAAUUCAAAUGUAGAACAUACAUAUCAGAAUCAUGUUAAUGCAGUUGUGAGAGAAAGUCUAAGACCCCUUUGGAAUUAUCCAUAUUAAUAUUUUGAUGACUUUU
This is a messenger RNA of Ictalurus punctatus (channel catfish), 2130 nucleotides long. It is a transcript of the gene kcnk12, whose product is annotated as potassium channel, subfamily K, member 12. The record is from RefSeq and is a predicted model, not a curated record. Lineage: Eukaryota; Metazoa; Chordata; Actinopteri; Siluriformes; Ictaluridae. The transcript is spliced from 2 exons. Gene Ontology annotation, cellular component: membrane. The coding region runs from base 137 to 1378 and encodes 413 amino acids. Gene Ontology annotation, biological process: stabilization of membrane potential; potassium ion transmembrane transport. Gene Ontology annotation, molecular function: potassium ion leak channel activity.